AUGUUUUCGAAGCAGCGAGUGUUUGCCUUCGUUUUGCAGUUCCUGCACAGCAAUCUGCGCGGCUGCGGCUGUGGGAUGCUGCGUUGCACUUCUGAGUUGAAUUUGGAAUUCAUUUUGAAGAGUUUUGAUGUUGGAAAUGUUCGGAAUUUGAAUUUGCAACUCCGCGUGCGCGCAGUGAUCACCCUGUACGACUCGGAAGACACGCAGCGGACCAAGGACUACUACCGGGAGUUCAUGAGCUGCUUCACGCGCGACGAGGCAGCAGGAGAAACCAAAAUAACAAAUCCGAUUAAUCUUUUAUCUCUUUUGCUUUCUCAAAACGAGUUGGUCUUUCGUUGGCUGGGCGAGAUCCGCAGUGCGCAGGACGCCCAGGGCCAGCCGCCCGCUGCGGCGGAGACUCGACCGGAGCUCAAAAAGUCCUACGGCGACGCCCUCAGAGAAGUGCAAGACUUCUUCAUGCUGCUGAUGUCGCUGGUGGUGCUGCGGAUUACAGACGUGGAGGCGGCGGGCCAAAUGGCCGGCAACUUCUGCGCAGUUUUUAGAGCUUCAAAAGACCAGCCGGAGUUCAGGUUGAAGCUACUUAUGGGCCUCUACAACGUCUUCCCCCCUUCUUUCCCUUACCGCUUUCCCAUUUUUGUCGCCAUUUUGGAAUAUGCGACGGAGACCAAUUUGUUCCAUUUGCUGCUGCCCUACGUGAAAUAUAUAAACGAAUGGGCCAAAGACUGGAAUUUGGGGCCAGCAGCAAAGCGCCAGGUGUAUCUGAUGCUGGCCAACGGGCUGAAGAAGUUGGGGAAGACAGAAGAGGCUUAUGACUACCUCAAACGCCACGUCCAGUUCUUCCAGGGAGAAACUGAAGAAGUUUUGAACGACCCCGCCACGGUGGCUGCAGCAGUGGAGCUGGCGACGGACUCUGUGAAGAUGGGGGACAUUUUGUACUUCGACUCUUUGUUGAGUUAUUCUGCAAUUCAAAAUUUAAAUAAAACUGAACAUUCUUUUCUUUUCCAUCUUCUGCAAGUCUUCUGCAAACAGGGCCCUCAGCAGCUCGAAGAGCUCCUCGCCCAGCACCCCGAAAUGCUCGACAAAUACGGGCUGGGCCGCGAGGGCUUGCUGCAGAAGCUGCAGCUGCUGUGGGUGGCCUCCACGCUGCAGCGCCGGCGGCUCUUUUCCUUCAAACAGCUGAGCGACUUUUCGCAGCUGUCGGAGGCGACUGCGGAGCAGCUGGUGGUGCAGGCCAUUGGCCAGGGUUUGGUGGAGGCGAAGGUGGACCAGAUCAACAAGCUCGUCCACGUCCGAACUGCAAUUCAGCGCGAGUUCGGGCGCGCGCAGUGGGAAGAGGUGCUGGGCCAGCUGGAGCACUGGGCCUCAGCUGUACGUACACUCCGGCAGGCCAAGGAAAGCGUCAAACAUUCUGCACAACCUUCCGAAACAAUUCCAACUCCGGUGUCGACUCUGCAGUAA
Molecule: messenger RNA, 1458 nt
Organism: Eimeria tenella
Lineage: Eukaryota; Apicomplexa; Conoidasida; Eucoccidiorida; Eimeriidae
Product: proteasome PCI domain-containing protein, putative
Exons: 8
Coding region: 1-1458 (485 amino acids)
Biological process (GO): cytoplasmic translational initiation
Cellular component (GO): cytoplasm; eukaryotic translation initiation factor 3 complex
Molecular function (GO): translation initiation factor activity
Source: RefSeq, a predicted model, not a curated record